Messenger RNA from Paramecium octaurelia, 552 nucleotides. The record is from the annotation of a GenBank genome assembly. Lineage: Eukaryota; Ciliophora; Oligohymenophorea; Peniculida; Parameciidae.
AUGGAUUUUAAAACCCGAUUCUAAGGGAGAACCUCUACUAUGGAUAAAAAUGGUGUUAUAGGAAUUGUAUCAAACACUUCAAAACCAAUCAACAAGAAUAGCGAACCUUAAAUUAUCACAACGAACAUGAAUAUUAAUUAAAAUCCUCCAUCGUACUAUUAUCAGAAGUUCCAAAGAAAUGCCCAGAAGGUGUUAUAAUCAGAGACUGAUGUUGAUUUAACACCUUCAACUAGAUCUGAAUAUCCUUCUUAUAAAUUUAGGCAGGACUUCCAAAAAUUGAAUUUAGAUGAAUAUGAAAUUGUUGCAAUUCCAAAAAAGGUUUUGGAGGGUGAGAAACAUUCAAUGACUCAUUCACAUGUGCCAAUAAUGAAUAAGGGAAUCAAUAACAUGGCAAGUUCGCUAAUAGGUCAGAGUUAACAAAUGAUCAAAACUCAAAAUUAUUCAAGAUAUUUGAAGAACGUUAAUCCAGUUCAGAAUUCAAAUACUUUUAUAUAAGCUGGAUACGGAGCACUUAAACAGAAAUAGCUAUAUUUACAAAAUCUAAGAAAAUGA